Rosa rugosa (rugosa rose) is the source of this 1081-nucleotide messenger RNA. RefSeq names its product chalcone--flavanone isomerase 1. Gene Ontology annotation, molecular function: chalcone isomerase activity. The transcript is spliced from 4 exons. Bases 77 to 790 code for a protein of 237 amino acids. Gene Ontology annotation, biological process: flavonoid biosynthetic process. Lineage: Eukaryota; Viridiplantae; Streptophyta; Magnoliopsida; Rosales; Rosaceae. The record is from RefSeq and is a predicted model, not a curated record.
UAACCAAACCCCGCACAGUUUCCACACCAAACUCAUCUCCAUCCCAAAACAAUAACAUCAACACCAACACAAUCAAAUGGCUCAAUCAGUUACCGGAAUUCAGGUCGAAGCGACCACGUUUCCUCCCGCCGUCAAGCCUCCGGGCUCCGCCAACACUCUGUUCCUCGCCGGCGCAGGGGCGAGGGGGCUGGAGAUACAGGGGAAUUUCGUUAAGUUCACGGCGAUUGGAGUCUACUUGGAGGAUAAGGCCGUGCCGGCGCUCGCCGUUAAGUGGAAGGGUAAGACGGCCGAGGAGUUGACGGAGUCCGUUGAGUUCUUCAGGGAGAUCGUUACAGGUCCAUUUGAGAAAUUCACACAGGUGACGAUGAUACUACCAUUGACUGGCCAGCAAUACUCGGAGAAGGUUUCAGAGAAUUGUGUUGCCAUUUGGAAAAAAUUUGGAAUUUACACUGAUGCAGAAGCCAAAGCUAUUGAAAAGUUUACGGAGGUCUUCAAAGAUCAGACCUUCCCACCUGGUGCUUCUAUUCUCUUCACACAAUCACCAAAUGGAUCAUUGACGAUUGGCUUCUCCAAAGAUGGUUCCAUACCCGAAGUUGGGAAUGCGGUGAUUGAAAACAAGCUACUUUCGGAGUCAGUUCUCGAGUCAAUCAUAGGAAAGCAAGGUGUUUCUCCUGAAGCAAGGAAAUGUGUGGCUACAAGGCUAUCAGAAUUGUUGAAAGAGAGUGAUGAUUGCGUGGCCGGAAAUGGGAAAGUUGAAGAGUAUACAAAGGAAGCAGAAGUUAAGGCAUGAAACUGAGAAAGGAGAAAAAAAAUGAAAUAAUCUUAUUCUGUAUUUGAAGGCCUGCUUUAGUCUCUGAUCUAUUGCCAUAUAUCUUUUCUGCAUUGUCCAUAUGAGAAAUAAUCAAGCAUGUUCUGUUUGUCCUGUUUUACAAUGAUCUUAUUCUGUAUUUGAAGGCCUGCUUUAGUUUGUGUUCUAUUCCCAAUUGACCGAUGAAAAUUAAGGGUGAUCUGGUUGGAGAUAUCAAAGGGUGGUUGAAUUUUCUUCUAUUUAUGCAAGUUAAGUAACUGCAUCGAUCUUUCA